AUGAAGGCUGCUGCUCAAGCUUUUCUUUCUUUCUCUUCAUUGCUCCCACUCAUUACUUUUCCUUAUCUUACCCAUGCCUCCUACAAUGCUGCUCAUCUGGCACAUGUUGCCCCUAUGGGUGAACUGAAUCUGGAUGACACUAUUGGGAGUGCUCUACCAAAUGGUUGCCCUCAGCCCUGUACAGUCGCUGGUCCAGAUCCAGGCAACUGGACUUGGAUUCCUGAACUAAGGAAACUGAGCAGAUGUCAACAGCCGCUUCUAUUCGAUCUUCAUAUUGGCAAUGAGCCAACCUCCGAUACUCCGCUCCGCUCCUGUGUUGUGUCUGAGCACUUCCAAGAUGAUCAAAUCCCCAACUUCAAAGACGCCAACUGGGCCAAUGUUGACCAAGAGGACCUUGAUGCCGUUCAACAAUCGUUGACAAUCGCCAACUCUUGCGGAGCAUCGCAGCAGAAUACGACUGCUUCCGUUCAGAUUAGCUCUUCUGGCGCUGUUGAAUCCAGAGAUGAUACCACGGAUGCACUGAAUAUUCUUGUGUCCUAUAUGAGCAAUGCUGCGUCGUGUGGCUCAACUAUAAUUUUCUCUAAAGUUGGGAAUACCGUUGCUGCGCUAUACGCCGGUGCCGACGUUUACCAGAGAAGUGUCGGUCCAUUCCUUGACUCAUUCGCUGAAGACAUUGCCAGCGGCUCGCAAACUAUCCAAGCCUGCAGGGAAGAGUCGAAAAUGGAUAAAAUAAUCGGCCUCCGCAUCAUAGAUUCGGUUGAAAAGAUUGCAGAUGCUUACACGGCCUUGAAAGCUUGGGCAGAAGGCAGCUGCUUGAGCCUCGACAAGCAGACUUCAGUCAAAAAAGAGGUGACAACCCUUGGAGUUUCCUCUAAAGACAAGCGAUCUCUUGUAUCCUCGCUUUUGGACAGUCCAUUGACUGCAAGAGCCAACUGCAGAACUGUCAAAGUUGUGGGCGGCGAUGGCUGCGGUUCACUCGCCAGUCGUUGUAAGAUCUCAGCCCAAGACUUAAGUAAAUAUAACGCCGCCUCCAACUUCUGUUCCAGCCUGAAGGUUGAUCAACUUGUUUGUUGCUCCGCAGGCACACUUCCGGAUAAUCGACCAAAGCCACAGGCAGAUGGCGUUUGUGCUCACUAUUCAAUUAAGCCAAAGGAUGUGUGCGCUGAUCUGGCUAAGAAAUUCAGCAUCACCGUUGAAGAUAUCAACACCUUCAACAAGAACUCGUGGGGAUGGGCUGGCUGUGGUAAUCUCAAGGAAGACCAGGUAAUCUGUCUCAGCAAGGGUAACACUCCUAUGCCUGCUGCUUUGACCGGAGCUACCUGUGGCCCUCAGAAACCAGGCACAAAGGCUCCAUCUGGAAGCUAUGAUGGAUGGGACCUUGUGAAAAUCAAUCCCUGCCCUCUGAAUGCGUGCUGUUCUGGAUGGGGCUAUUGCGGUACCACAGAGGAAUUCUGCACAGAAUCCCCCGCUGACACGAAAGCGCCUGGUGCUUUCCAGAAGAACAAAAACGGCUGUAUCUCCAAUUGUGGAACAGACGUAAUCAACAAUAAGGAGACCCCUGAUACCUUCAUUCGUGUCGCUUACUAUGAAGCGUUCAACGUGAAGCGUGACUGCCUCAACAUGAACGUCAAAGAAAUUGACGAUGAUACGCUGACUCACGUCCAUUUCGCGUUUGCCGGCGUUAGUGCGGACUUCGAUAUCACUUUUGACAGCGCCUUUUCCGAUCAAUUUGACAACUUCGUUCAGAUGAAGGCUCCAUGGAAGAAGGUCCUCUCAUUUGGUGGAUGGGCAGAAUCUACUGACGCGGGUACUUUUCAACGAUACAAGGAUGUCGUCAAGUCAGGAAAUCGAGAGAAGUUUGCCAAAAACCUUGCUGCUUUCUUGGAGAAGCAUGAGCUAGAUGGUAUCGAUUUUGACUGGGAGUAUCCCGGAGCUACGGAUAUUCCUGGAGUUCCCAACACUGCCGGCGAGACAUCGGACUAUCUCGAGUUUUUGAAAUUGAUGAAGACCACACUCGGUAGCAAAUCUCUUUCAAUUGCCCUGCCUGCAUCGUAUUGGUAUUUGAAGGCCUUCCCGGUUGCAAAGAUGGCCCCUUAUUUGACCUAUUUCAUUUACAUGACCUAUGACUUGCAUGGUCAGUGGGACCAUGGCAGCGCCUUCGCAGAUGUAGGAUGCCCUGCUGGCAACUGCCUUAGAUCCCAUGUCAACAAAACCGAGACAUACAACUCACUGGCCAUGAUUACCAAGGCUGGUGUACCCGCGGCAAAGGUUGUGGUUGGCGUUGCUAGCUACGGCCGAAGCUUCGGCAUGACAGACCCCUCUUGCACCGGACCUAUGUGUACCUACACUGGCACUCGGAACCACUCGACCGCUGAGAAGGGAAUGUGUACAGAUACAGCCGGUUAUAUCUCCAAUGCUGAGCUCAAUGACAUGAUCGGCGUUCCCCAGUAUCAAGUUCGCUCCUGGUAUGACAAAGAGUCAGACUCGGAUAUGAUGGUAUUCGGAUACGAUGGCGCGGUUACAACAUGGGUCGCCUACAUGUCCCACGAAACCAAGAUGAAUCGCAUUGAAUGGAUCCUCAGCUUGAACUUCGGUGGUGCUACAGACUGGGCUAUUGAUCUCGAAGACUGGCAUGAGGGCAUUGAUCCCGACUCUCAGGACGCUGUUGAUCUCGACGCUGCAAUUCCUCCGAGCUGCCCGUCUAACCACUGGCCCGGCAAUCUCGAUGACCUUGAGGUGAUGGUUGAUAACGGUGACAUCGAUGUCGAAUGUCAGUCCCAAGCGGUUGUCAGCAUUCUGCUCAGGAUGGUUGAGCCCGCUAUUAAGGCCUACCAAGAGGCUGCUGACAAUAUGGAUGACUAUUUCACGUACUACGCGGAAUGGGUCAAGAACGACAUCGAUGACUCCCUUUUAAAGUUCAUGUGGAGUGAUGGAAUGAAGUAUAUGGACUGUAAAUGGGAUGCGAAGGGCUCAUCUGGUGGCGAGGGCAGCGGAGCCUGCACAGAGAUGCAUGUGAAGCAAGGACAGCCAGACCAAGGCACUGUCACUAUCACUUACACGAUGCGCGAAGAAGAAGCAUUCUACAAGGCCCUUAUGGAUCAAUACGGCAUAUCCAAAGAUUGGAUCUAUUGGAAGGAUAUCUGGUCGGACUCUGAAGGCAAACAGUGCCAUUGUCCCAAUCUCAAACAUGAUUGUCCAGAAUGCCGCCAAGAGCCCGACAUAGAAGUGUACCACAAUUUCCCAAGGAAGCUCGACGAUGACGAGAUCGAGGUUGCAAACCCCAAGGAAAUCAUCGAAGCGGCUAUACCCAACAUCACCUAUCUAUCGACUUCAAUGGUGGGUACAUUUAUUCAGAUGCGCAUGGGCGGCCUCGAUGUCUCAGACCAAGACGUUGCUACUUCAUACAGUAUGCCUGUCUUCCUACUCGGAGAUGUAACAGAACAAAUGGAGCAAAUCACAGAGAUCGGUAAAAAGCAAAAGGAAGCGGACAAAAAGGAGAGGAUCAACUUCAUUUUAAACAUCGUCAGUAUGGUUCUCGUGGUCAUCCCUUUUGCCGGUGAGGCAACCGCCGCAAUUGGUGGCGCGACGGCUAUUGCACGCGCAGCAGCAGUCGUUGGCGAAGUCAGUAAUGCCGCUGUGACCAUCGCUGAGAUUGUGAAUGAGCCCAAGUCAGCUCCUUUUGCGAUUCUUGGCUUCUUAAUGGGAAGUUCUACUGCCGGUGUUGUUGGCAAGGGGACCAAGAAUGCAUUCACCAAGGCAGCGGGCGCGCGGAAAGCUAUGACAGCUGACACUUUGAAGGCUUUUAGUCCUUCGUUCCAAAAGAAUGACGCUAUUGUGCAGAAGAUUGUGCAGAAGUGUCUUGCACGUGGUUAA
This is a messenger RNA of Penicillium angulare, 3873 nucleotides long. Its product is annotated as putative class V chitinase. Lineage: Eukaryota; Fungi; Ascomycota; Eurotiomycetes; Eurotiales; Aspergillaceae. Bases 1 to 3873 code for a protein of 1290 amino acids. Gene Ontology annotation, biological process: carbohydrate metabolic process. The transcript is spliced from 3 exons. Gene Ontology annotation, molecular function: chitin binding; hydrolase activity, hydrolyzing O-glycosyl compounds. The record is from RefSeq and is a predicted model, not a curated record.